AUCCCCGAGGGGGCGAGGGGGAGCUCCGAGCGAGGGCCUGCUCUGCCACGGCGCGGAGCGGGGCGGGCGAUGCGGCCGCGGAGCGGGCCGGACCUGGGCUCCGUGUGGGCGCAGCGCCUCCGGCAGCUGGAGCAGCGGCUGCGAGCCAAAGAAGAAAGAAUAGUUGUCCUGGAAACUGAAAAUGCUGCUCUUCAUCUAAAGCUUGCAGAGUAUCAAGGGUUGGCUGGAAGAAGCACUCAUGAAGUAUUGCAGCUCUACUCUGCUCAUGGCCAGCAACAGAAAUUGCAGAGGAGUUCUGUUGUAACCCAGCUGCAUGGAGCAAUAAAGAGGUUUAAGCAAGACCUGAAGAGCCUCCGUUCUUUUGCUUUUGAACUUUCAAAAAAAUUUCAGCGUCAAAGCCAGACUUAUCUUUACCAAAUUUUGACAGCAGUCCAAGGGAUACAGCUGCAAAAUGAAGCAAUGCAAAUAUUUCAGAUAAAAGCUUUUGAUCUUGAGCAGUCUCUACAAGAGGUGACAGAGAGAUAUGAGAAAGAAAAGCAAAAGAGGAGAGCUCUACAUAACAGCUUAGUUGAACUGAGAGGAAAUAUCAGAGUCCACUGCAGGAUCCGUCCAUUACUACCUUUUGAUACUGCUGGGCAUUCAAUAUCACAAGACAGGCAAAGAACCUUUUCUGAAAAAGUGGCAUAUGCAGCUGAUGAUGAAACUGUCCUUGUAAAGUGUAGUCGUCCUGGUCAUACGUCAAUAAACAAGACUUUUCAGUUUGAGAGAGUUUACAAUGCUUCGGAGUCUCAAGACACAGUAUUUGCAGAUGUGGCCCCUUUGCUAACAUCUCUUCUUGAUGGGUACAAUGUGUGUAUCAUGGCUUAUGGGCAGACUGGAAGUGGGAAGACAUACACGAUGUUGGGACCACAGUUAGAGGAGAACUUUCCAUUCUCCAUAGAAGACGAAUCAGAACUUGGAAUUAUUCCUCGAGCUACUCAAGAAGUGUUCAGGCUUAUUUCUGAAAAGCCAUCAGGAAGUUACUGGGUUGAGGUUUCUGUUGUUGAAGUGUAUAAUAAUGAAAUUUUUGAUCUUCUGGCCAAAGACAGUUGUGGAAAAGUAUUUGGCGUCAAACGUGAUGUUGUCACAAACAGAGAAGGAAAGAGCGAUGUUCCGUUGCUUACGCAUGAGACUGUUGAAAAUGCAUCUGAAGUUUUGCAUUUAGUCAGCAAAAGCCUGCAGCUAAGAGUCAGGCACCCAACACUGGUGCAUGCUCAUUCCUCUCGUUCUCAUCUGGUAGUUACAUUGACCAUAACUACAGUUGAUUCUGGAGAAAACUUUGGUACUUCAUGGGAAGAAGAACAAACCAGUCAGAGAUUAAAUAAAGAGGUUUCCUGCACCUUUCCACAAAAAACGAGAGACAAUAAAUCCACCUCUUCUUCCAGACCCUCUUCACCAGCACAACUUGAAGCAACUGAGAAAAUGAAGCAAGUCAAAACUAGACUGCAGCUGGUGGACCUGGCUGGUAGCGAGUGUGUUGGUAUGUCUGGAGUGACAGGUGCAGCGCUGAGAGAGACGUCUUUUAUUAACCGCAGCUUGUCUGCCCUAGCAGAUGUUCUUGGAGCAAUAGCAGAACAGCGAUCUCAUGUACCGUAUCGGAACAGCAAACUUACACACCUGCUUCAGGACUCUGUAGGAGGUGAUGCGAAACUGUUGGUGAUGCUGUGCAUCUCUCCUGACCAAAAGUACUUAACAGAAUCAAUGCAGUCUCUGGGAUUUGGAACUCGUGCUCGGCAAGUUCAGAGAGGACAAGUGAAGAAAAAAAAUUUCCCAGUGCCGAGUAAAGCAAAAUAAAACCUAAGACUC
Falco peregrinus (peregrine falcon) is the source of this 1845-nucleotide messenger RNA. RefSeq names its product kinesin family member 25 (gene KIF25). Gene Ontology annotation, biological process: microtubule-based movement. Lineage: Eukaryota; Metazoa; Chordata; Aves; Falconiformes; Falconidae. The transcript is spliced from 15 exons. The record is from RefSeq and is a predicted model, not a curated record. Bases 70 to 1833 code for a protein of 587 amino acids. Gene Ontology annotation, molecular function: microtubule motor activity; ATP binding; microtubule binding.